This is a messenger RNA of Clupea harengus (Atlantic herring), 2008 nucleotides long. Its product is annotated as urea transporter 1. NCBI's taxonomy places the organism in Eukaryota, Metazoa, Chordata, Actinopteri, Clupeiformes, Clupeidae. Gene Ontology annotation, molecular function: urea transmembrane transporter activity. The record is from RefSeq and is a predicted model, not a curated record. Gene Ontology annotation, cellular component: membrane. Gene Ontology annotation, biological process: urea transmembrane transport.
CACACACAGUGUGCGGUAUUAAAUAGUCAUUUAGUGGUUUAAAAUGGGUUGAGACGGGAGUUUAGUUAUGUAUGAUGUCAUUUAUAGGAAGUUGUGAUUUAAAUUGCAGGGUGCAAAAGUAAUAAAGAAAUUAACAUCAGAGGUCAGCGUUGAUUUAGUAAAAAUUAACGUUGACAUUGGAAUGUUGAUUUAACAACAUUCCUUGGUAUCUACGAUUUGAUUGGUAGUCGGAUCACCCGGAUGCCAACUAGAACAAAUACAGUUUAUUGACAAGAUCAGCCUGAUGAACCAGAAUAGCCUAAUGUAAAUAGACACAGUUCAGGAUGAGUGUUCCUGUAUGUUAGCAGACUCUUUGAGACCCUGGUCAAACUGUGGUGAUCCAUAGGUCCCCUCUCCAGAUUUAAUCUGUUUUUUCAGUUUUUUUUUUUACAUUCUGGGUUUGUUACUGUGCCUCUAGGACAUGUGGACUCCAAAGAAGGGAGAGGACCAUGCCCGCGCCCGCGCUCCCCGAGGGAUGGUGGUCUCCGUCCUGCUCUACUGCACGGGAGAGAUGAGCCACUUCAGCAAGUUCAUGGAGGACAAACCCUUCCCUCUGCAGCUGGUGGAGUGGAUCUUGCGUGGGGUUGCCAGGGUGAUCCUGGCCAACAACCCCGUCAGCGGUGCACUGGUCCUGGGGGCGCUGGUCAUGGCCAGCCCCUGGCAGGCCCUCCUGGGGACCGUGGGCCUGCUGGCGUCCACCCUCACAGCCAUCAUCAUAGGACAGGACAGUGCAGAGAUUGCUGGCGGGCUACAUGGUUUCAAUGGGAUGUUGGUGGCUCUCCUGAUGGGUGUGUUCAGCUCAGCAGGAGACUGGUACUGGUGGCUGCUUAUACCUGCCUGUCUCGGUGGAGCCACGUGCACGUUUCUGUUCAGUGGCUUGGGUCCGUUGCUGGACCGCUGGGAUCUCCCUGUGGCCGUGUUUCCCUUCAACAUGGUGAUCGUGCUCUUCCUCUCCUGCACCGGUGUUGACCAUCCCUACUUCCCGCACUACCCUGCAACGCCACCGGGGGCGCCAGAGGGCCUUAACCACACCCAGCUCCACGUCCCACAACUCCUGCAGGGGGUGGUGUUGGGCGUGGGGCAGAUCUACGCCUGUGGGGCCCUGUGGCCCUCUGUGCUCAUCCUGGGCGGCGUGCUGAUCUUCUCCCCCCUCAUGUGUGUCCACGCCCUCCUGGGCUCCGGGGUCGGCACCCUGGUCGGUCUAUCGAUGGCAGUGCGGCAUGGUGCUCUUUAUUCCGGCCUAUUGGGGUUCAACGGAGCUCUGGGCUGCAUGGCAGUGGGCGGGCUCUUCUUCACUUUCAACUGGAAGACACACCUCUUUGCCAUCGCUAGCGCCUUCCUCUCAGCGUACACAGACAUUGCCCUGAGCAAUCUGCUGGGCACGGUGGGCCUCCCAGCAUGCAGUUUGGGAGCAACACUCAUAGCCACCCUCAUGUUGCUGUUGACAGCCCAGCAUCUCUCCGCCUACAGAAUCCCUAUUGGUCGAGUGGGAUCACCAGAACACAACCUGCACAAGCACAGCCAAUGGGAGGAGGGGGCCAAAGAUGACAGCACAGAUGUGUGACCUAAAAUACACACACACACACACACACAAACACACACAUACACAUACACAAUUGCACUUUUUUUAUCUUGCACAAUGUCACAGACCAGUCUUUUUGUCAUGGCAUAUUAACAUUGUUAGGCUGUUCUUAUUCCAUUAGAUGUUAUGUUGCAGGUUACAGUGGGGUUGUCACAAAUAAAUUGCCAAUUUUGGCAUCCGACUAAUUCCCCUCCCAGUAGCUUACGGUGAGACAGAAGCCAGUGGUGGGCCUGUUCUUCCUUCUUCUGCCCAAAGACACGGUGUGCAAAUGUUCUGUUCUUCGCUCGUCCUUCACGAGUCCUUUAGACAUACGGGCCUCAGACACAGAACAGGCCAACAGGAAGGGACAUCUGUGCAUCCCUGGAUAAAUAAACCAAUUUACAAAGA